Ostreococcus tauri is the source of this 792-nucleotide messenger RNA. Its product is annotated as Transferase 1, rSAM/selenodomain-associated. Bases 1 to 792 code for a protein of 263 amino acids. Lineage: Eukaryota; Viridiplantae; Chlorophyta; Mamiellophyceae; Mamiellales; Bathycoccaceae. The transcript has a single exon. The record is from RefSeq and is a predicted model, not a curated record.
AUGUCCGACGCGAACGACGCGACGUUAGUCCUCUUCGGCCGCGCCCCGACGUCACCGAAGUGUAAGACGAGACUCGCGAGAGGUCUGAACGAUCGAACUCUCGCGUCUCGCGCGUACGACGCCAUGGUGCGUUGCAUCCUUUGGCAGACUGGAAACAUCAAUGCGACCGCGACGACGUUUUACUGCGCGAGCGAGGACGACCGCGUCGCGUGUGCGGCGCUGCUGCGCACCGAUGCCGCUUGGGGAAUCGCCGCGAGGCGAGAGAUUCCGUGCGAGACGCAAAUCCAGAGCUCGGACGUCGGGACGCGCGUGGCGGACGCGUUCGAGCGCGCGUCGCGAAAGCGCGCGGAAUCGAGCGCGGUGGACCCGGAGAGCGUCGUCGUGUGCGUCGCGGGUACGGACGUGCCGAUGUUUAGCGCGAGACACUUCGAGCGGGCGAGAGAUUUAGCGAUGGUCGAAGACGGCGCGGUGGCGUUCGGGCCGUGCGGCGACGGCGGUUUUUAUUGCGUCGCCGUGCGAGCGACGAAAUCAAACAUCGACGCGCUCCGAGCGGCGUUCGGGGACGUCCCUUGGAGUACGUCGCGAACGUUAGAGUCGUGCGUCGAAGCGUGUCGCGCUCGAGGGCUGCGACCGACGACGGACAUGGAGACGCUCGCGGACGUCGACGAAGCCUCGGAUUUGGCGCGCGUCGCGCGCGAGAGCCUCGAAACGCCCAAUCUCGACGAGUACUCGCGAGAAUGUUUCGACAUCAUGCGAGCGUGCGUCAAAUAUAGUAAACCUAGCGAUUCUUAG